Molecule: messenger RNA, 606 nt
Organism: Morone saxatilis (striped sea-bass)
Lineage: Eukaryota; Metazoa; Chordata; Actinopteri; Moronidae
Product: ovarian cancer G-protein coupled receptor 1-like
Exons: 2
Coding region: 1-606 (201 amino acids)
Biological process (GO): G protein-coupled receptor signaling pathway
Cellular component (GO): membrane
Molecular function (GO): peptide binding; G protein-coupled receptor activity
Source: RefSeq, a predicted model, not a curated record
AUGGGCACUCUGAAAUAUUUACCCUCUCUUUCUAGGGUCAAACAUAAUUUAACCAUCUGCUGUUCGCACAUUGACCGAUACUUUGCUGUGUGCCAUCCAUUCAUCUACAGCCGCUUCAUAACAAGACAGUUUGUGAUAGGCAUCAACAUCUACUGCUGGGUUUAUAAUUUUGCACACUUGCUCGCCAGGAAUGUGUUGCCACUUUCCAAAGCGAUACAACUGUACGUGUUCAGCAUUGUCUUCUUCCAACUAAUCGUGCUCGCCAAGGUGGUCAUGACCAUCAAACUGUAUUUUGCUGAGAGAGACCCCCCACUCCCCAGCGCAGACAAAAAAAGGACAGCAACGAAAGAGUCUUUGAGAAUUAUCAUUUUUGUUGUCAUAAGCUUCUUGGUGUUGUGGUGCCCCUCUUUUGUGAAUAUAGUCAUCAGAUUUGUGGCAGGAGGAGGACUGACGUUCAGGAACGAGGCCACCAAUAUUUUUGCCAUCAUGGCUCGUUUGAACGCUGUGUGCACACCGUCUGUGUAUAUAUGGGGGAGUCCGGCUCUGAGAGAAGCCACAGUGAGGACAGUGUGGGGCAGAGUGUGUCCGAGGUGCAACAGGAGGUAA